This is a messenger RNA of Silurus meridionalis, 1654 nucleotides long. RefSeq names its product kinesin-like protein KIN-14E (gene kifl). Gene Ontology annotation, molecular function: microtubule binding; microtubule motor activity; ATP binding. Gene Ontology annotation, biological process: microtubule-based movement. NCBI's taxonomy places the organism in Eukaryota, Metazoa, Chordata, Actinopteri, Siluriformes, Siluridae. The transcript has 9 exons. The record is from RefSeq and is a predicted model, not a curated record. Bases 40 to 1599 code for a protein of 519 amino acids.
GUUUAUAUAGAUUUAACAGUGGCCUGGAAUUAUGAUCAUAUGUUAUCGGACAAUAAUGAUCUGUUUGCCUUGAUUAUUUUAAACAUAUACUGCUUAAAAAAAUUGCAAUGCUCAAACACUGAACUUUUGAAAAGGUCGAGGUGUGGCAGCGUAGGAGAAUCAACACUUACCCUACCAGUUUCUGGAAGGUUCUGCAAGCACACACACACACACACAAUGCAUUUAAACUCCAGACCCGAGAAUGUCAUGCCAUCUCUGAACUUCAUGGGGAGGAAGUUAAGAAAUCACAUGGUGGCCCCAGCUGCUAAGCAACGAGCAUGGGAGAGAUCCAGUCCAUCUAGAUGUGCUGAUGAGAAUAAAGGAGGUAUGUCCAGAAUCGUUCAAUCACAACCACUAUUAUGGGCGCAGAACGAGUUGCCAGGAAGCAUUCAAGACCUAAGGGAGGAAGUGCAGCAUCAGCCUUGCAAUGUCCAUAGCACACACCUUGACCAGGAAAACAAUACAGGUAAGAUCCGGGUGUUUUGCCGUAUACGGCCUCAGACCCGGGCAGAGCUGGCGAAGGGCAGCAACACCAUUGUGUCAUGUUUGGACGAUUACUCAGUGAUCCUGGAAACCCCACGAGGGCCUCGAGAGUUUCAGUUUGACAGGAUCUUUACCACAGAGCACACACAGGAUGAUGUGUUUCAGGAGUCUAGCAGGCUAAUUCAAUCAGCAAUCGAUGGCUUCAAUGUGUGUAUCUUUGCCUACGGACAAACCGGCUCAGGGAAAACUUUUACUAUGUUGGGGGACAGAGAGCAGAAAAACCCUGGAAUCAUCCCUAGGACCUUUACUAGAAUCUUUGAAAUCAUCCAAGAGAAUGAGACAAAAUUUGAAUUCAAGGUCUUGGCUUCUAUGUUGGAGUUGUAUAACGAUCGGCUACAGGACCUUUUUGUAAGCCCGUCUGAGGCGGUGUCAAAACGCAUUGAGAUUAAAAAGGACAAAAAGGGGCUUGUAUUUGCCCAAGGAGCAGAGGCGAAGGAAGCGACUAGUGCUGGCGAGCUCUUUGCUCUCUUUGAGCUAUCUUCUGCCAACCGCCAUAUUUCAGCUACCAAAAUGAACAUAGAAAGCUCUCGCUCUCACCUGAUCAUCAGCAUCAUGCUGGAAAGUCGCAACCUGGCCAACGGCAGUAUGACGUUCGGCAAGUUGAACCUUGUUGACCUGGCAGGAAGUGAGAGAGCAGCAAAGACAGGAGCAAAAGAUGACCAGCUGAAGGAGGCUAAUUCUAUCAAUAAGUCUCUGAGUGCUCUGGGUGACGUGAUCUCAGCUCUGGCUUUGGAGCAAGCUCACGUUCCCUACCGCAACAACAAGCUGACACAGCUCAUGCAGGACUCACUGGGGGGCAAUUCCAAAACUCUCAUGUUCCUCAAUAUCUCUCCUUCUGACUGCAACUUGGACGAGACCCUUACCUCACUCAUAUAUGCCUCCAGAGUAAAGGCCAUCACCAACCAUGCACAAAAGAAUAUGGAGAGCAAAGAGAUCGCUCAACUAAAAGAGGUCUGUAUUACUACCAUAAAUUUCAUCUUACUUCUACUGUUCUACUCUGUUUUAUUUCUAUUUUAAACAUCUCUUAGGACUGUUUUCUUUCAUAUUUUUUCCUUAAGGUGAUUUUCAGACU